Chaetura pelagica (chimney swift) is the source of this 2136-nucleotide messenger RNA. RefSeq names its product solute carrier family 35, member F1 (gene SLC35F1). The record is from RefSeq and is a predicted model, not a curated record. Gene Ontology annotation, biological process: transmembrane transport. Gene Ontology annotation, molecular function: transmembrane transporter activity. NCBI's taxonomy places the organism in Eukaryota, Metazoa, Chordata, Aves, Apodiformes, Apodidae. Gene Ontology annotation, cellular component: membrane. The transcript has 7 exons. The coding region runs from base 1 to 1119 and encodes 372 amino acids.
AUGUGCAAUUCCUCCUUGGGAAGGGGUCUGAGUGUUUUAUUCUAUGUUUUUCUCAUUCUUUUUAGGGAUCUCUUGCUGUCUGUGGCACUUGGCCAGGUGCUUUCCCUCCUUAUCUGUGGCAUUGGUCUCACAAGCAAGUAUUUGUCAGAAGAUUUCCAUGCCAAUACACCUGUUUUUCAGAGCUUCCUCAAUUAUAUCCUCCUGUUCUUGGUCUACACAACAACACUGGCUGUCAGACAAGGAGAAGAAAAUCUGCUGGCAAUUUUGAAAAGGAGAUGGUGGAAGUACAUGAUCCUGGGGAUAAUAGACAUAGAAGCCAAUUACCUGGUAGUCAAAGCUUAUCAAUACACCACCCUUACUAGUGUACAGCUCCUAGACUGUUUUGUCAUCCCAGUGGUAAUACUGCUGUCCUGGUUCUUCUUACUGGUACGAUACAAGGCAGUACAUUUCAUUGGGAUCGUGGUCUGCAUUCUGGGCAUGGGCUGCAUGGCAGGAGCAGAUGUCCUCGUUGGGAGACAGCAAGGAGCAGGUGAAAACAAACUGAUAGGGGAUCUCUUAGUACUGGGUGGAGCAACGCUAUAUGGAAUCUCAAAUGUUUGUGAGGAGUACAUCGUCCGAAAUCUGAGUCGAGUGGAAUUCCUGGGCAUGAUCGGACUCUUUGGCUCCUUCUUCAGUGGAAUUCAGCUUGCAAUCAUGGAACACAAAGAGCUGUUGAAAGUUCCCUGGGAUUGGCAAAUAGGCUUGUUGUAUGUUGGCUUUAGUGCCUGUAUGUUUGGCCUCUACAGCUUUAUGCCAGUGGUCAUAAAGAAAACCAGUGCUACUGCCGUCAACCUCUCCCUACUCACAGCUGACCUGUACAGCCUCUUCUGUGGAUUAUUCCUCUUUCACUACAAGUUUUCAGGACUUUACUUGUUGUCGUUCUUCACUAUCCUUGUUGGGCUGGUGCUCUACUCUUCCACGUCCACCUACGUAGCCCAGGAUCCUCGGGUGUACAAGCAGUUUCGAAACCCGUCAGGACCUGUUGUAGACCUGCCAGCCACUGGCCAGCUGGAGCCUUCGGUAACAUACACCAGCCUGGGGCAGGAGACAGAAGAGGAGCCUCACGUUAGAGUUGCUUAAGCCCGGGGCUGUUGAUCACCUGCUGAUGAUUCAGUGGAGCUCGUAUAUCCAUUAUGUCUGUAUUGUACAUAGAGAAAGGUAUUUACCAGGUGCAGUUACACCGGUGAGAUGCAAGGUAGCAAAUAAGGAAAGCUCGUAAAAAUACCAAUUAAUUGUUCCAGGGUGUUCAUUGCAAGGAGAUGCCAGUCCCUCGUUUACAAUACAAGCAGCACGUUUGCAACACAAACUGCUGUCUAUGAAUCAGUUAAUGUCAAACUACCUGUAGAAGGUAUUCAAUAUAUAAGGUGGAAUUACAAAAAUAAGUUCAUCAAAGGGUGUGUUUGCACCCACUGAGAGAGAUUACACCUAAGCCACAUCAGUUGUGGAAAAACUGCCUUUUUACAAUAAACACACUUGUGCAGUCACUGUUAAUUUUUCUCUAAGAUUUGUUUGAUUGCAAAAAAUAGAUGGGUUACUCGUGGUGGCAACACCCUGACACAUUUUUGCUAGUACCUUGGGAUUUGGUGAGAGAAAGACAAUGGAUUCAUUUUUGCUGUCUGUCUAGUUGCCCUUUCUAGGUAAUCUGUUCCAUGAAUCCAGAGAAGGGACAACUUACAAUAUCUGUCUCUAUUCUAGGAAUAGGUAUAAGGCGAGUGUUUUAGCCUUUCUAUAUUUGCAGAAAUGAAGAACUCAAACAUCGACCUCUCUAUGAUCCAUGGCAGAUUUCCUAGCAGCUGAGGUUCUGCAUCAGGUGACAGGGGGUUAGUUUCUCUGUAGUUGUGACAACACAGAUUUCUUACUUUUUAAAUUUUAAUCUGUAAAAAGAAAAACAUGUUUUCUAGUUUCUUAUGUAUUAUACCUCUCCAUGGUAAGAUGACAUGUCACAUGAAUCAGGACAGUUAUUUUAGAUGCUCAGUGUGUUGAGGGCACCUUCUGCUGUUCCAGUUUGCUUAGUCUCCUGUGGUUCAUUAUUUUAACAAUAGCUAUUUAGAAACAUAUCAGUUUUUCACAAAACCCCACAAACAGUAAAAAUCAGGA